This is a messenger RNA of Diabrotica virgifera virgifera (western corn rootworm), 996 nucleotides long. Its product is annotated as juvenile hormone esterase-like. NCBI's taxonomy places the organism in Eukaryota, Metazoa, Arthropoda, Insecta, Coleoptera, Chrysomelidae. The record is from RefSeq and is a predicted model, not a curated record.
AAUUAUUCCAUGCUGCAAUACAAGAAAGUGGAUCAAUGAUUGGUGGAACUCUACAGAAAAAUGCAAAAGAAAAUAUUAUCGGUUUAGCGAAAUAUCUUGAUCCUACAUUUGACUCUGAAGAGUCAGAAGAUAUUCUAAAAGUUCUCAAAAAGGCUUCUGCAGAAGAUAUUAUUAAGGCUGGUCGUACUUAUGGCAACAUGAUAGAAAAAACUGGUUACUAUUCACUUCUUCCCUUACAAAGUUUUAUGGAUGGCAACUUUAAGAAAGUUCCCAUGAUGAUUGGCUUUAAUUCCGAAGAGUGGAUAAAAUACGCUACCAACAGGAACAACGCAACUUUAUUGCAAGGACUUGAUAAUGAUCCAAGUCUCCUCAUACAUGCCAAUCUCAAUAUGUCUCCGGAGAAUCGAACUCGUGCCGGAGUUCUGAUGAAACAAGUUUAUACUAACAGAACUUUUAUGGAAGAUUUUGCUGCAUAUAUUAAAUGGAGCAGCGAUCAAUCUUUUUCAACGCCUACUGGAAAACAGAUAGAGCUCGGAUGUGCUCAUGCACCCUAUUUUGUGUACCAGUUCGCCUAUAAGGGAGAUUUAGGUGGGAUGAUGGAUGACAUCUACAUUGUUCCCGGAGCUGAAAGAGUUGGACACAUGGAAGAUCUCCAUUAUUGGUGGGAAUUUCUAAAUAAUAGUGAUAUGAAUCAAUUUCCCGAAGAAGAUCGACUGAUGAUGCGCCGAUUUUUAACACUUUGGACCAACUUUAUCAAAUACUAUAAUCCAACCCCUAAAGCGGAUCCACUUCUCCUGAACGUAACGUGGCCAAUGUCGAAUCCAGAUUCAUUGACCUAUUUAAAUAUAAAUUCUACCUUUGAGGUGAGAGAAAAUCCGAGAGUCUACAGAUACGUUAAGCCGAUUAUCGAGAAAUAUAUGGAACCACCUUACGUUUCUUUUGGUUAACAUAAUGUGUAAUAUAUUGUUAACAAUUAAUAAAUGUUUGUUUAAUUAA